AGACCACUGCCUGCCAUGGUUCGCCCCCGCGGUCGGUCGCAACUGGGCGUGGACAUUCGCGGCGACACCAGCGCGCCCGCAAUGUCCACCAUGAACGAAGUCAGCCCGAUUGAACCCACAUCCCCGGACUUGAGCAAGCAAUUGGAGAAUCGCAUGGCGGACAAGUCCCCCGGAAAGUCACAGUCGAAGAAGCGUCGCAGUCGCUCUCUCCUCCAUCGAUUCGCCGAUACGUGCCUCCGGUACACUUGGUUGCUCCCAUUGCUCAUCAUGCUGUUCCUGCUGUCGCUGUAUGCGGUCAAUCCCACUACGUCCAACCCCAUGCACAGCGCCAUCUUCCUCUCCUAUCCUCAGCCCCCCAAGACGCCCGGCGGACCCAUCAUGUACGGCAAAGGCAAGAAGGACAUCGCCUUCGUGGCCUUUUACACCGUCGUCCUAUCUUUCACGCGCGAGUUUAUCAUGCAGCAGAUCAUCCGUCCGCUGGCCGUGUGGUGCGGAAUCCGGGGAAAGGGUAAGACCGCCCGGUUCAUGGAGCAAGUCUACACUGCGUUUUACUUUGGUAUCUUUGGUCCGUUUGGGUUGUAUGUCAUGAGCCGGUCGGAUAUUUGGUACUUCAACACGACCGCCAUGUUCGAGGGAUUCCCGCAUCGCGAGCACGAAGGUCUCUUCAAGGCGUAUUACCUGCUGGAGGCGAGUUACUGGGCGCAGCAAGCCAUUGUGCUCCUGUUGCAGCUGGAGAAGCCCCGGAAAGACUUUAAGGAGCUGGUCGGACACCACAUUAUCACUCUGGCUUUGAUUGCGCUGAGCUACCGCUUCCACUUUACCUACAUGGGUCUGGCUGUGUACAUCACCCACGACGUUUCGGACUUUUUCCUUGCUACUUCCAAAACCCUCAACUAUCUCGACUCUGUCAUCGUUGCGCCCUACUUCUGCUCGUUCGUCGGUAUCUGGAUCUACCUUCGUCACGUCCUGAACCUCAAGAUCCUCUGGGCCGUCCUGACCGAGUUCCGCACCGUCGGUCCCUUCGAACUUAACUGGGAGACCCAACAAUACAAGUGCUGGAUCAGUCAGUACAUCACCUUCGCACUACUAGCCAGUCUGCAAGCUGUCAACCUAUUCUGGCUCUUCCUGAUCCUCCGCAUCCUGGCCAACUACAUCUUCACCAACGUCACCAAGGACGAGCGCUCCGACGACGAGGAGUCGGAAGAGGAGACUGAGAACGAGACCAAGUCCAAGGCUACCAUUGCGACUGGCGUUUCCAAGGAGAACAUUGCACCUCAAGUACAAAUCAACGGGGAGCCUGUACCUGAGCAACGGGGUCCACGGACCCGUAGCCGAAAGGCAUGA
Messenger RNA from Penicillium daleae, 1344 nucleotides. Its product is annotated as TLC domain-containing protein. The coding region runs from base 16 to 1344 and encodes 442 amino acids. Gene Ontology annotation, cellular component: membrane. Gene Ontology annotation, molecular function: sphingosine N-acyltransferase activity. The record is from RefSeq and is a predicted model, not a curated record. The transcript has 3 exons. NCBI's taxonomy places the organism in Eukaryota, Fungi, Ascomycota, Eurotiomycetes, Eurotiales, Aspergillaceae. Gene Ontology annotation, biological process: ceramide biosynthetic process.